This is a messenger RNA of Linum tenue, 525 nucleotides long. Lineage: Eukaryota; Viridiplantae; Streptophyta; Magnoliopsida; Malpighiales; Linaceae. The record is from the annotation of a GenBank genome assembly.
AUGCGUUUGGUUAGCUUCUCGUUUUACCUCUCUGGAUCUUCAAUCAAGGACUUGGACAACCCACUCCGAGUCCAAUCCAUCCCCUCCGAUUCCACCGUCCUCCGCCUCAAACAGAUCAUCCAGAACGCCACCGUCAACGUCGACGCAGCACGGCUGAGCAUCUUCUACUCCGGCAAGCUGAUGGAAGAUCAUCACACCGUUGGCCACUACAUCCCGAGUACUGCCAAUGAGACCGCCACCCACGUGGCAGCUCAGCUGGUGGUUGCUCCAGAGCACACCAAGGUGGUGGUGGUCGUGAUCCCGUCGGAGGCUCAUCGAGGAGGCGGAGUGAGGGUGAGGUCGGACAGCAGCGUGAGAGAGUUGAAGGACAAGAUUUGCAGGAAGAUGGGGUUCUUUGAUGUUGCUAUUACGACUUGUAGCAAUGGUGCCAAGGUCGAAGACGACUCUGCUCCCAUCUCGAGGUUCGGUAUUGGGGAAGGGUCUCGGAUUCGCGUGAAUGAGGCUCUGAAUGUUAGUCCUCGUUGA